AGGGACUAACCAUAAAGAGAGGGAGAGCCGAGAUUUUGCUACAGAAUAGUGAAAAGGACCAAGAAAAAAGGAACAAAACCAAGAGGAAGCGAAGAGGAAGAGUGCUGGAGAGACAUACAGACAGACAAAGGGAGUGAGAUGCUCAGACACCUCCUUUUGCUUUCCCUCCUGAUGACCUUUAACUUCUGCGUCACCUUGGGAGGGAGAGCUCGAUACAAACAGAAGCAGAUGGACAAUGCGCUGAAGCCAUAUGUGGGUCGAGUGGAUGCAGCUUCCCUGUGUGAGUUAAUGAAGUGUUAUAGUCCUGUUGGAUCACAGUGUCAGGUGGUGAAUAAUGGCAACAUUCCCGGGCCAAAGUGUAUCUGUCCAACCACCUGCCCUCAGCAGGGGGACCCAGUGUGCAGUGUUUUAGGUAAAACCUACAUCAAUGAUUGUCUCCUUCACAAAGAGGCAUGUCGCAAAAAACGCCGCAUUGGAAAGGCACACAAUGGACCAUGUUUGGAGGUUGGAGUGUGUUCGGAGCAGGAGUUCUGUCAGUUCCCCUACAGGCUGCUUGACUGGUUCUUGUUAAUCAGCAGAAUGGGAAAACGAUUUACAUCAGCAUACACACCAAGCUGCAUCACACACACAGCGCGAGUACAGCUUGCACAGAGCUGGUUUUUGCUGCUGGAUCGCAAUAAAAAUGGGAAGCUAAGUAUGAAGGAUCUCAAGAAGCUUCACUAUAAGAAGAUUCCACUGGAACACUGCGCUAAGAAAUUCUUCAAGUCAUGUGACAGUAACAGGAAUAAUAAAGUGACUGUGAGCGAGUGGAUUUCCUGUUUGGUGGAUCGAUCUGAGCAAUGGUUUAACGAAUACAUGUCAGUGAAAAUGGGUUCGAGGAAACUGUGUGAUCAGCGCAGCACCAUCGACACACAGAAUGGACCUGUAUAGAGAUGAAUUUAUUUCUGUAAUAUUCAUUUAUUCCAUUGUAAUCAUCCUGAAAAAUCCUUAGUCCAAAUUGAUUAAAAUGCUCAUUCUCGUUUUUACUUUUUAAUUGUAAUCAUUUGUUCUAUUUAAUUGCCAAUCCUUUCUUUUUAUUCCUUAAUUUCUUUCUUUCACUUAUUCUUCUUCUAUUCUUUCUCUCAGCUCUGAUUGUAUUAAGUCUGAAGUCAUUGUAUGUUUACAGUCAGAUGUAAUAAACUCUGUAGUCACCUUUCA
Ictalurus punctatus (channel catfish) is the source of this 1197-nucleotide messenger RNA. It is a transcript of the gene sparcl2, whose product is annotated as SPARC-like 2. The coding region runs from base 139 to 930 and encodes 263 amino acids. Gene Ontology annotation, biological process: anatomical structure development. Gene Ontology annotation, molecular function: extracellular matrix binding; protein binding; calcium ion binding. The record is from RefSeq and is a predicted model, not a curated record. The transcript has 9 exons. Lineage: Eukaryota; Metazoa; Chordata; Actinopteri; Siluriformes; Ictaluridae.